Messenger RNA from Doryrhamphus excisus (bluestripe pipefish), 5528 nucleotides. RefSeq names its product BICRA like chromatin remodeling complex associated protein (gene bicral). The record is from RefSeq and is a predicted model, not a curated record. Gene Ontology annotation, biological process: positive regulation of DNA-templated transcription. NCBI's taxonomy places the organism in Eukaryota, Metazoa, Chordata, Actinopteri, Syngnathiformes, Syngnathidae. Gene Ontology annotation, cellular component: SWI/SNF complex.
UGAGUGUAUUAUAAUUUUGUGAUAAAAAUUUCAAGGAAAAAACACACAGCCUCCUUCCGCUCUUCCGUCAGGGAGGGAAGAGAACUUGAGCGGGGAGGAAAAUGUAGCCGAGGCAGCGCAGGCAGGGACAGUGAGGAAAAUACAUGAGUAGGAGAGGGAGAAGAAGGAGGAGGAGGUGGAGAAGGAGGGGGCGAGCAAAUUAAAAGUUGCCAAAUGGAGAUAUUGGGUUUCAAGUGGAGUGAGAAGGGAGUAAAAGGGUUCGCCUCUUCGACUUUGUGUUAUGCUAAUCGGGAGAAAUAUUUAUAGAUCGGCGCCAGUUUUUUGCCGAAAUGCAAGCAGCACUUCCAAAAGGGAGGCGCCGGCGGCUUGCUCGCAGAAGAACAGGCCGUCGAUGCCGUCAAAAUGUCGAGUGGGAGCGAGUUAAACCCAUCGCAACUCAGACCGGGAUCUACUGAGCCCCCCUGGUCCCUUUCGUCUCGACCGUUCAUGGGGAAGAACUCUUAACGUUUUACGCCGCGAAUGGAAGCCUUCCCCUCAGAGGAGCCGAACAUGUCAGCUUCGACUGGCGUGUUUUUUUGCGAUUAAUGGCGGUUUGUUGGCACAUAAAGCUCACCUUAGCCGAGUUUCAAUCAAUUAGGCGGCCAUACAUGCUAUGCGGACCAGCGAGACUAACAUGGCGAACACGGAGGCACUCAGCGGAACUGGGGACAAUUGGAGCUUUGUACUGUCCUAAUUUACCGAUCCUUGUGACGCGGAAGAUGCUUUUUUGUCGACGUUUGCCCCAAAUGGCGACAUACGCACUUUUGAAGUCUGACUGUCGAUCACUUAAAAUCUCAUUUUUCGCCCUCGACCAUCGGUCUUUUAGCUACACUGUAACACCAACGUAUUGUCUUUUGCUAAUCCAGAAUUCCAGUGUGCGUGUUUAUUUUUGUACUUACGUUUAGCCAAUGUAAUGAUUAGUUUUCGGUACGUGUGUGACUGUUAAUGGGACGAUGCAUUGAAAAUACAACCCUGUUUUAAAUGAGAUGUUAGCAUCUUAAAGGCGCGUUUAGGUCCUAAAGUCAUCAUUAAUAAUAUGAUGUUCUUCUGGCCGAGUCAUUCGAAAAUGGAGGCUGCAAAUAGCCGCUCUUAAAACGACAGCCGGCUACACGUCCGCCAUUUUGUAGCUUUGCUGUUUGUACAGUGAAUAUGUGGCCCAAACGCCGUUUGCCAUAAAUGUUGUCAGUGCAAAAAUAAAUAUCACAUACCACUACUGAAGAUGUGUUUUGUGACCAUAUUGCUUUACAUACACAAGAUGCCCACUAAAGCUGCACAUUUGCUGGCUGACAUAAUAAAGCCAACCCUCCAUUAUGGCUGUCCUUGGUGCAUUAUACAAAUGCACAUGUCUACCCAGGGAGAGGACUAAUGUACAGCAGAAGGGCUACUCUCCUAGGGUUAUGCAGUUUUGUUUCACUAUCACUUUCCAACACUCCCACACACACUGUCUGCAUUGAACUUUUGUCAUCUCGCCACUGCAUUUUGUCGCCCCUCAGCACACCCCAUCACUGGAAACGCAGAGUGCUUACAUGACUGGAUCCAUGCAACCUGACACAAAACUGUGUCAUGGAUGACGAGGAUGACCGUCAUCUUCUGGAUAUUUUAGGAGAUGUGGAUGCAUUGAAUGACUAUCUCCAUGGCAGCAACAGCAAGUCUAUUGAAGAGGAGGAUGCAGUGAAUCCAACUUACAGCUCAGAUGCAUCUUUCUUCACCGGUGACACUGUGAGUGCCAACGCUGGACUCAAAGAUGGCUCCUCAACAAUGGCAGACUUUGGCACCGAUUUGUCUGGGGAUGGCCUCCAGCUUUCUAGCAGCCUUUCAUUCAUUGAGGACCAACUGGGACCCGGGAGCUCCCCAGGGGGCGGGGUGGAACUUGGCGGAGAAGACCAACCGUUCGACAUCCUGCAGAAAUCCCUCCUGGAGGCCAACAUCACGGAGCAGACGCUGGUGCAGGAGGCCCUGCUUGACUCCCAACCGGCCCCCACCCUUGUGCAGGCCCCUGUGUCCUUCCCAUCCCAGCAGGUCUCUGGAGGUUGUGGAGGAGAUGUGGUCACUACAGCGACUGCAACGCAGCCGACUGGGCAGCUCCCGCAAGGUGUGUCCCAGCUGUCUAACGGCUCCACCCAGCACAUCCAAGUGUUGGGCUCCUUCACGGCCGGAGGCGGACUCAUGACUUUGAGUGGUAUGGAAAGAACUCCACAGAUUGUGCUGAGGCCGACGGGGGCUGUAGCUCCGGCAGUGGCGGCUCCAAGAGGACAGGUGUUUGCCCCCGCCCAAGGGCACUUAGGCCAACUGGGCUUGCCUUUUAAGAAUAUCCCCCUCCAAAACGUUAUCAUCCAGAGGGGUCCAGAAGGGACCCAGACUCUCGUGAGAACAAUCCAGCCUAAACCCCAUCAAGCUGGAGCUCAGACAGUCUACAGCCUCCAACCCCCAGCCUCCAGCUUGGCGAAUGUUGCUCACACUGUUAGUGCAGGAGCACAGCACACCGCCAAUGGCUCCAUCGUGGUGCAGCCAUCAUUGGACCUGCAGCAUGCACAUUUACAACCGGGACCGUUCUUGUUGCCCACCACUUUGGCAAUCACUCAGCCCGGCACCGUCCACAACGGCCCCACGGACCCCAGCUCUAGCACAUUGAUUACCACACAGAACACUGUGCAGAUCGUUGCUGCACAAGCGGGCGGGCCACUCAUUUUGAAUCAGGGCGGUCAGGUCGGAGCAGGUGUAACACAAACAUGGACCAGCACCACGCCUCCGGCGAUGGCGUGCACCCCCGGGCGGCUAGCGCUGAUCAGCCCCACAAGUCAAGGGCAGGUUUCGGCCAGUCCGGUACAGCGCCUUCUAGUGACACAAAGUCAGAACUGCACAUCAUUGUCCCCUUUACCCAACACAUUGGCACAGGAACAGAAUUUUUCAUCGCCUGCCCUCAAACAUGUGCAGCUUAGCAGCAUUCAUGCACUGCAACCACCUGAUUUAUGCAUCAAUACUCAGGUCGGUGCGCAGAAGAGGCCUGCUCCAGCGCCGCUUACAAAGGGAGCAAUGAUUUUACAGCAGCUCAGAGAAGAUCACAACAGAGUCUACACCCCCGACCGACAACACUUUACGUCAUUUAGCGAUGCGCUGCAAAGGCUCCUACCCUACCACGUAUUCCAGGGAGCUCUGCCCACACAGGAGGAAUUCUUACAUGUGGAUGAUGAAUUUGAGUCGGUUGCAACACAGGUGCUCAUGAGGACGCAGGCCAUGAUCAAUAAAUACAGACGGCUACUCUUCGCAGAGUCGGAGCAACACUGCAGUCCUUCGUCAGAGAUGGUAAUGAUUGACAGGACCUUCAAUCAAGAGGAGCGUGGCAACCUGACGCAAGACAAGCGAAUGGUCAUGGUGGAUCCAGACACUUUUUUGGAGGACUUUUGCUGUGCACUGAAAUCCAAACAUUUCCAAGAUCCCGAACCCUCGCCACCAUCCAUCUGCAGCAGGAAUCGUCCCCACGGGGGCUGCAUGGAGAUUCCAUUCAGGACAGACUCUCAGCCUGGGUUUGGGGACCCUGGAGGUGGUGUCCAGCAAACAGCUGAUAGACUCCAACAUCUCCCUUUAGAGAAUAAGAGCGUUUUGGAACUGAAGAAAUCCCAGCAGGGCUUUGAGCCCGCCUGCCACUCGCAAGGUAACCAGUCAACUUUUACAGGAGCAUCAGGGGGGCAGACACACGACCAGGCAGCCCGGCUGCUCACCUCACCCCCACACCUGGACACAGACUCUGCUCUGGAAGCGGCGGUUAAUAGCAUCUUGGAAUGUUAACAUCAUCAUGUCAACCAUGUCAUGUUGUCAUGCGUAUGAGUGUGUGAAGUCUGCUUGAUGGACACUCCCAAGUUGCAGGUGAGCGACACACCGUGGGAAUGUGUGCAAUUUUUCAUGGCUGUGAGCUCUGUGUUCCUGUUGAUGCGCCAACACAGCCACUGUGCCUCUUCUUCCUUUCUUUGACAUGAACACUUGGCAACAACGUGGAACCUCCAAAUGGUCUGCAUGCUCAGUACAAUUCAUACAAGAUGCCAUGCCCAUAAACACCACUAGAUGGCAGCACCACACUGCAAUGUCUCAGCGGUUCCACUUCUAUUAUACCACGCUAACUAGCAAUAGCCAAAACACAACUAGAUGGCAGUAUUGCCUUGCAUUUUCCCAGUGGUUCUACUUCUAUUAUACCAUGCUAAGAGCUAUAUAUGUGCGUUUGUCAUUUUACAGACCAAUCCACACUGUUCUCAACAAGUGACCGCUUAGGUUGGUGUGGAUAUAUGCACUUGACUUCUUCUGUUGACGUGUUGUCACCUUCAUUAUCACCAUGGCAGCUAGUGCCUUGUUGCACAGCAUGAAAAUAUACAGUCACUUCCUGUUGAGUGCAGCGUAAGCUUGACAAAAAGAGCAUGGCAGUAUGUAUGGGAUGUAUUUCAGCUUCCUAGCCACCAAGCAUGGUGGUUGGGACAUGAAAGAAAGGAAGUGUUAAGAGAACAAGGACGUCAGUCAAUGUGCAGAAAUGUAGGAACGCAUGUACUUGGUCUGUGCUGAAAAUGUGCUUCUACUGUACAAUGUGUGCACUUUCCUCCUGUACAGACUGUGUUCCACUUUGGAGGUUCCACUGCUGGUUGCAUUCCUACGUGGGUCCUUUUCAGCUGACACGUUGCACUAAAUAGUUUGUCGUCUUGGAAGGAACAUGGAAGCAUAAUCUAACCUGUCACGUCACACCCCACCACUUGACUGCAAUAUUCUUUCUCACGCUUAAGUCACACUUUGGCUUUUUUUGUACCUUAAAGGUAUGCAAGCCCCUACACACCCCUCCUAGAUCAUUUCAUUGUGUUUGUGUUAGGGGAGCUUAAUCCUCAGAUUGAGGAAGAUAAAUGACUUUGUUGUUUUUUUUUAUCAGCAGUUUUAUUAGUGGAUGUUUUUGUUGGAAAAAGCGUGAAUUGAUUGUAACUGUCUGCCUUCUGCAUGUCCGUCUAUAUUGUUGAUCUAUGCAGUCUGGUCUUGGAACUGCCCACUAACCUUCUCAGCAGCACAACCAAAACAAAGCAUGACGUCGAUACAACUACCACAACAUAUCAAACCACAAAGAAGUGAAUGUUGCGCACUUCUUUUCUUGGCUUUGUUGGUGGUCAAUGCCUUUUUUUUUAAACUGGUGUGCUCAGUCAAGGCCUUGACAAAAUCAUGUGGUUCCUUUCAAUUUAUUAGCAAGGAAAGUCAUCCUAAAAGCUCUGCUUUGUUAGUUUGGCUUGUCAUUCCUUCCUGCUUUACUGCUUUUGUCUGUUCUGGAUAGUUUGUUUUCUAGAAAUCACUCCAAGAAUCCCAAAUAUUUCUCAUUUUUGUAUGUUGUCAUUUGCUCAUUUGUAGCUCAAACAGCAACAAUAAAUUCAUUUUGCAAAGAGGCAGGCUUGUGUAUGUGCCCUCACACCGAUCAAGGACCACAGCCUGCCUGCCAUCGUAUGAUGCACGCCCGACGUCCAUAGAAGUCC